Molecule: messenger RNA, 1515 nt
Organism: Thalassophryne amazonica
Lineage: Eukaryota; Metazoa; Chordata; Actinopteri; Batrachoidiformes; Batrachoididae
Product: double-stranded RNA-specific editase 1-like
Exons: 2
Coding region: 53-1012 (319 amino acids)
Biological process (GO): adenosine to inosine editing; RNA processing
Cellular component (GO): nucleolus; cytoplasm
Molecular function (GO): tRNA-specific adenosine deaminase activity; double-stranded RNA adenosine deaminase activity; double-stranded RNA binding
Source: RefSeq, a predicted model, not a curated record
CCCAGGUGCAGCGGGGGCUCGGCUGCUCUCAGGACAAAACAAACCCGUCAUCAUGGACGUCGAUGAGGAGGAGAAUAUGAGUUCAAGCAGCACUGACGUUAAGGAAAACAGAAACCUGGAUAACGUGUCCUGCAAAGAUUCGGUGGUUGAACAGCUAUCCAAUGGAAGUGGCUUGAGUGGCCGAAAGCGCCCUCUUGAAGAGGGAAACGGCGGCCAUGCACACACCAAGUUUCGAGCCAAGAAGCGCAAGAAAACACCAGGGCCUGUCUUACCCAAGAAUGCCCUCAUGCAGUUGAAUGAGAUCAAACCAGGCCUGCAGUACAAACUACAGUCUCAGACCGGCCCUGUCCAUGCACCGAUUUUUGUAAUGACUGUGGAAGUCAACGGGCAAAUGUUUGAGGGCAUAGGCCCAACUAAAAAGAAGGCUAAAUUAAAUGCAGCUGAGAAAGCACUGCGUUCCUUUGUUCAAUUCCCCAAUGCAUCUGAGGCACAUCUGGCUAUGGGUCGAACACUGACGGUGAACACAGACUUUACAUCAGACCAAGCCGACUUUCCAGACAUGCUCUUCAAUGGUUUCGAGACACCAGCCACACCUGAAGAGUCCUUCUAUCUCGGCUCGAAUGGCAACAGCUCUUUAAGUUCUCUAGCGGAGUAUCCACUGCCCACGCCACCUGGCAGCAACCUUGCCCAGGCACCGCUGCCCCCUCCAUCAGCCUUUAGCUCACCCUCCAGUGGCAAGAACCCCGUCAUGAUUCUCAAUGAGCUCAGGCCGGGCCUCAAAUAUGACUUCGUGUCAGAGAGCGGUGAGAGUCAUGCCAAGAAUUUUGUGAUGUCAGUCACAGUGGAUGCACAGAUGUUUGAAGGCUCAGGACGCAAUAAGAAGCUGGCUAAAGCCCGGGCAUCACAGGCUGCCCUCUCAGCUCUGUUCAACAUGCAGCUAGACCAGACACCAUCACGGCAGCCCAUACCAAGAGAGGGAUUGCAGCUUCACCUGCCACAGGUAAGUCAUUAAUUUUACAUAUGCAAUGACAUAGUGAAGUAUCUGUCCUGGCUGGAAUCAUUUCCACUCCUGGCUUUUAAGGACAGAAUUUAAGAUACGUUUAGAAAGAAAUGUUGUUGAACCUAUUUUGUGUAUUCAAUGUUUAAUAAAAUCUCUAAAGUUUAUGAGUGCCAAAAUUAAGUGCUCUCAUACAGUAAUGAAUUUAGAGUAAAUAAUUUUUACUGCCAGUGUUCUUUUGACAAGUCUGGGAAUGGACACACAAACAUUUGCAAGUCACUCAAUAUGUCUUGGACUUGGACAACCACUAAGAAAUAAAAACAUCAUGGUGCUCUCUAGUAAAUCUAUGUAGAGGAGCCAAUUCUCCAAAAUGUUCUGACCCUCCAAGAAGGGAACUAAUGAUGUAAGACACCCAUGACAACUCUGAAGGCAUUAUUACUUGGGUAUAGUGAAACCUUUGUUGCAUCUCCACUUCCACAGCUUCAUAGUGGGGUGGAACAGUGAAGAAAUUUCUUUAA